UUUUUCUGUUCAAAAAAUCGACACGAGGCAAUGCAGCAAGACACCACCUAACCUACCACCAUCCCCAACAAGUAUAUCGAUAAAACCGAAAUCCAAAACAAAAAAGUUAAUAAAACCGACAAUCAUGUCAAUAAAACUACUAUUUAUGUAGUAAUUAAUUAAACUUAUCCGUUAAUUAAGAGCCCGAUUUGUUUACAAAUUUUCUCCAUUCCUCAUCUUCUAUAUCACACACACAACACAAAUACAGCCCAAAUCCAAAACGCAAGAAAGGAAUAAGAAAAAACCGUUAAUUAGGGUUUAGUUCGUGUUUUUGAAUUCGAUUCAAUUCAGAAACGAUGAUGGAUGGAAUAAGCAAUGGAGGCAUGUUGUAUCACGAGGUGCAAGAAUCGAAGCUCUGUGCUGUUCAUUGCGUCAACACUGUUCUUCAAGGUCCGUUUUUCUCUGAAUUCGACUUGGCUGCACUCGCUUCCGAUCUCGAUUGUAGAGAGAGGCAGAUGAUGAUGCUUCCUGCUCACUCCGCGGCUGGUGAUUUGUUUUCUCAUAAUGUUUCUCUUGACGGUGAUUUCAGCAUCCAGGUUUUACAAAAGGCUUUGGAGGUGUGGGACCUACAAGUCAUUCCUCUUGAUUCUCCAGUUGCCGAGCCGGCCCAGGUUGAUCCAGAGCUGGAAAAUGCCUUCAUUUGUCAUUUGCAAGAUCAUUGGUUUUGUAUCCGCAAAGUGAAUGGAGAGUGGUAUAACUUUGACAGUCUCUACGCAGCUCCACAGCACCUUUCCAAGUUUUACCUUGCAGCCUAUCUCGACUCUUUGAAAGGCUCUGGAUGGAGCAUAUUCCUGGUGAGAGGAAAUUUUCCAAAAGAGUUUCCCAUCUCUUCGGCUGAAGCUUCCAACGGUUUCGGCCAGUGGCUUUUACCUGAAGAUGCUGAGAGAAUAACUAAAUCUUGUAACUCAGUACAGCAGGCUCCACAACAAGAAAGAGUUGAGGAAAGGCAACAAUAUUCAAAUCAGUUUCUUUCACGCGAGGAAGCUGAACUGUUUUCGGACAUGGAAGAUGAGGAUCUAAAGGCGGCUAUAGCAGCUAGUCUGAUGGAUUCUACCCCCAUUGUGACCAAUAUUGCUGAAGCUAGUAAUCCUCAAAAUAAUGACAAGCAAAAGAGUAUACAAGUGGAAACCAUUGAAGAAGCUAGUGUACCUCCCAGUGAUAAAAACAAUCAACAAGAUGCGUCUUCUUUAGGCGGUGAUAACUCUCAAAGGGAAAACCAGAAUAAAGAGAAGAACACUCUCUGAGUUGAGAGUAGUGUGGUUUUAUUUGCACCUGGUUUGUUUUUGCAAUUGAGGACAAUAAUCUAUGUCGGUUUAGUUGGUUAAAACAUACAUCAGUGGCUUCAAGUCAUGGUUCUGUGCAGUAUACACAUUCUCACAUGGAUUGCAUGAUUUA
Vicia villosa (hairy vetch) is the source of this 1434-nucleotide messenger RNA. Its product is annotated as ataxin-3 homolog. Gene Ontology annotation, cellular component: nucleus. Gene Ontology annotation, molecular function: cysteine-type deubiquitinase activity. The record is from RefSeq and is a predicted model, not a curated record. The transcript has 2 exons. The coding region runs from base 336 to 1283 and encodes 315 amino acids. Gene Ontology annotation, biological process: protein deubiquitination. Lineage: Eukaryota; Viridiplantae; Streptophyta; Magnoliopsida; Fabales; Fabaceae.